Messenger RNA from Haplochromis burtoni (Burton's mouthbrooder), 5533 nucleotides. It is a transcript of the gene pitpnb, whose product is annotated as phosphatidylinositol transfer protein, beta. Gene Ontology annotation, biological process: phospholipid transport. The transcript has 12 exons. The record is from RefSeq and is a predicted model, not a curated record. Gene Ontology annotation, cellular component: cytoplasm. The coding region runs from base 60 to 869 and encodes 269 amino acids. Gene Ontology annotation, molecular function: phosphatidylcholine intramembrane carrier activity; phosphatidylcholine binding; phosphatidylinositol transfer activity. Lineage: Eukaryota; Metazoa; Chordata; Actinopteri; Cichliformes; Cichlidae.
AACUGACUUGUUGAUCGGGUGUCGAUUACCACUGCGCAGCCGCAGCCCGUGUGACGAAGAUGGUGCUCAUCAAGGAAUACCGUGUAGUGUUGCCAGUCUCUGUAGAAGAGUAUCAAGUAGGGCAACUGUACUCUGUGGCUGAGGCCAGCAAAAAUGAGACAGGAGGAGGAGAAGGCAUUGAAGUGCUGAAGAAUGAACCCUAUGAGAAGGAUGGAGAGAAGGGACAGUACACACAUAAAAUAUAUCAUCUAAAAAGUAAAGUCCCGGGUUACGUGAAGAUGAUUGCACCAGAAGGAGCAUUAGUUUUUCACGAAAAGGCUUGGAAUGCCUACCCAUACUGUCGCACUAUUGUGACGAAUGAGUACAUGAAGGAUGACUUCAUGAUUAAGAUCGAGACCUGGCACAAACCUGACAUGGGAACAGUAGAAAAUGUCCAUGAACUGGAUGAGCAGACGUGGAGGACUGUCGAAGUCGUACCCAUAGAUAUUGCAAACAAAGAAGAAGUGGCCCCAGGGGACUAUAAGCCAGAAGAAGACCCUGCGCUUUUUCACUCAGCCAAAACAGACAGAGGACCUUUAGGCCCUGAAUGGAAGAGUGAGCUGAAGGCAGAUUGUCCUUACAUGUGUGCAUACAAACUGGUCACUGUCAAGUUCAAAUGGUGGGGUCUGCAGACCAAAGUGGAAAACUUCAUCCACAGGCAAGAAAAGCGUAUUUUCACCAACUUCCACCGCCAGUUGUUCUGUUGGAUUGACAAAUGGGUGGGUUUGACCAUGGAGGACAUCAGGCGGAUGGAAGAGGAGACUCAAAAAGAGCUUGAGGAGAUGCGUCAGAAAGGAGAUGUUCGAGGCACCUGUGCCACAGAUGAGUAGAACCCCGUUGCUGUAGGUCUGACACUAGAGGCAGGCUGACUGCGUAAAACAGGUCAGAUUCGAGGCACCAGUGCUGCUCAUGAGCAGUGAGGCAAAUCAACCAAACCCUGUCACGAUGAUGUCAUCAGAGACAUGUCCACCACGCUGAGGAAAUGGCCCUGAUUGUCGCCUCUUCGCUUCCUGUCUCACAUGAUUCAUUGGGGGGUUUGAAAUGAUUGGUUAACAGUACUGUACAGAUCCUACCCCCAGUCACAAGCCUCCUGUUCACUCAGAGAAGAAAAAAAAAACAAAAAAAAAAAACAAAAAAAGAACAAAACAAAAAAAAAGGUUUUGCAUUCAUAUAAAAAGAAAAAAAAAACUUUGCACAGAUCGUAAAUUGCCUGAUAUGUAAUUGUUAGUUGAUUAUUCCAAUGGGCUUUGUUUUUAUCCAGGUGUGUAAAUGGUGACUCACAAAGUCAAGCCUUUUAAAUUCAUUAGAAUGUUUUUAGCUACACGUUCCCACACAAAUUUCUAUGAGAUGAUUGAAGCAGGUAUCAGACAAUUGAAUUCCCCACGUUCUCCUUGUAUUAUAACUGUCUGUCUCUACUUUAAACCUCGUCUCUCCCCUCAGUAUUGUCGAUAUACUUGUCCUGGUAAAAGGUUUUUCUCGAUUCUCUGCCCUUGUUCCACUGGCCCACUAUGUCUGGCUUUUUUUUUCUUUAUUUUGAAUUCUCAGGCAGAUCCAUGCCUAUUUUUUAUGGUUUAAAAGCAAAGAUAAUGCUCAUGCAUGAUGGGUAAUUUAUUUUUGCCCACCCCUUUCUUCGACACAAGUGCAUGUGGACAACAGCAACUCCUCACUUUUAAACUGUCGCUGCAUGUCUACUGUCACUGCAGUGCGUGUUGUGUGUGUUGUUUAGAGGGCAAGUCAGUACCCUCCACGAGAGUAUGUACUUUACACCUCUGUGUUGGCGUACGCAUCUGUGUGCUUGUUUAUUUUUAACUGCCUUCACUCUUAAAACUGUCAGUCUGGGGACUGAGAUGGUUAACAUUCAGCAUAAGAUCAAGGCUUCUGAGUGCUCUCACACCACCAGCAGCCUCUUGAACUUUGCCUCAUGCUGUCGCUGCAUGGCCUUUCUCCUUGGCUAGGGCUUUAACUGGAGGACUGUCAAACCUCCCCAAAAGCUUCUUCUUUUUUUUUUAUUUUUUUAUUUUCUGUUUUAGAUUUAAAUGAGGAUGAGAGUCUGUGCACUGCUGCGUGCAUGAAUCAAGGUAGUUUUUUGUUUGUUUGUUUUUUAAAUAUCUUUCUCAAACGACUGUUUCCACUCUACUGACAGAACAAAUGGGUCCAGGCAGAUCUGCCAUGUUUGUUACAGAUGUGGAUUAGCUUAGUUUUUUUGUUUGUCCACCCACACACACAAUUACUUUUUUUUUUUUUAAAGCUUUUCACCUAAGUUAACUAACUACAAGAAAGUAGUAUAGUAUGAGGUCGCACUGCAAAUUUGACUCUUGCAGUGAGCUAGUCAGAGCCUCAUCUAGAAAAUGGGUUGAUCACUUUCCUCUGUCACAAACUUUUUUUUCUGGCUCCUCGGACUUGAGGUCAGAGCAGUGUAUCACAGCACGGGCUGAGUUUUUUUUAUAUAUAUAUUGAAGUUAACACAGAUCAGGUCAGGCUCAAUGUAAAAUAUUUAGGAUGUUUUUUAUGAUCAUGACGUAGUUUGGUUAAGGCUUUUGAUCAGUUGUGUGUGUGUGUGUGUGUGUGUGUGUGUGUGUGUGUGUGUGUGUGUGUGUGUGUGUGUGUGUGUGUGUGUGUGUGUCUCAGAAUUUGUAGGUUUUGAUAGAACCUAUCUCUGUGUGUUUUUGUUUAACAGGUAAAAGAGAGCCUUUAAGUGUACUUUAUAAAAGGCCCGAUUUUACAGAUAAAGCGCUCAUCAGCAUUGUCAGGUUUAUCAUUUAAUACUGUACUGCUACAAGUAACUCUAAGGAAGUUGGAAUGUCAGUGGAGCACAUAACAGCUUUGUGGAUAGCAUGCUGCUAAAGCAGAGCAAACUGUUCACGUGUUGAACUGUACCUCAUCCAUGCUUAUGAAUGUACAGCUACACAGAUAAAGGGAUAGAUUUUACAGGAUGUUAAUAACUCCGGGAGCACUGACAUGUUUCACACCUGUACAAGCAUGACAUGGACCUGUUAUAUCACCAGUACGAGGACAAAUAGGUUUAACAAAACAGCUAAUUUGCAUGCUCUUUUUUUUUUUUUCCUUUAGAUUUUUUUUCUCUCUGUUUGAUCUCUUGAUGCUUUUAAGAAACUCUUGAAUUGCAUCACACAAGAAGGAAGUGGCCUCUCCCAAAAUCCAGCUCCAUUCAGCUUGACCUCUGAAUUAUAUGACGAGGAGUGAAAAGCCUGAGUUUGAUGACGGGAGUCGCCUUUUGUAGCAUUACCAGUGAUGCCAGGUAUGACUGUGAGGGGAGGGAUAGAAGCUUAGGGAACAGAUGGAGUCAAAAAUACUGUUUUCUUUAUUGUAAUCAUGAAAAAGCAUCUGCAAAAUCUACUGUUGUUUUUUUUCCUGUUUUCUUUUUGUUUGUUUUGAAAGACAAAGAUUCACAGUGUAUUCAGUCUUUUCUUUUCUGAUAAGGCAAAAUUCAGGGGAAUUAGUAGUGAAUGUAAUAAAAAUUAGUUCUUUUUUCCCGCAGCGUCCAAGCUGUGACAGAAGGUCUAGACAAUGGAACAUAACAAAAUAUCUAAUAAAUUUCAAAAAAUAAGCAAAUCAGUUCUGUUUAUGAAUCAUUUGUGUGUUUAUUUGUGGGGAUGAUAUUCCCUUUUAUUAUGCUUUUUUUAAGCUUGCCAUACAAUAGAUUUUGCAUAUCUAAUCAAUUCAGUUGGCCAAUCAAGAACAUAGACUUUAAGAUAAGAUGGAAAUUGUUGACCUGAAAAGGGUAAGCCAGUCCAGAACAUAAACACCUGAAAUGGCCUACAGGGAGUAACUGAUUAAAAAACUGUCCAGUAGAAUAAAGUCUAUCAGAAAACAGCGUUUCUGGUGUUGGAUUGUAUCACCAAACAUUUUUGAUCAAUUUAUGAUCUCAGUUGCUGGUUUAAAGUUUUACUGUUUAUUUUGUAAAUUCUGGUUCCCAUUAGAGUCAAAAAGGAUGAUAAAGCAAGGUUUAGGGCAGGGCUAACUUGUCAUUUACACGUUUCUACCAUAUGGAAUCCACCUCUCUCAUCAAGUCAGGUUAAAAAAAGAUGAUUAGCAUUGAAGUUUGGAAAACAGGCAUUAACAAUAAGGUGAUGUCACAGUUGCUAUGGUGUAUGAUCAAGACAUCUUAUAAAUGGUUAAAUAAGAUGUAUUGCAAAGAAUUCAGGGUUGUUGUUUUUUUCAUUUUGUUAGACUAAACUGGCAAGUUCACCAAUUUAGAAUUGUACAAAAUGAAAAAGGCGUCUGAAACCUUUCUCCAUUCAAUGAUGAAUGCUUAUAUUAAACAUGAUCAUAGUCUUAAAUAAUAGUUAGUGUUUGCUGCUGUGGGCCAAAAGCCAACAUAAACUUUGACGUUAAUAUAUAUAUGCUUCAUGCAUGUAUCAUUUGGCAGAGUUAUAACACAAAAUGUAGAUUGUAAAUAUAGAUAAUGGAUAGUAAAUCGGAGUUCCUGACAUAACUGCCAUUUACUAGUAGUCACUAGUGAUUCGUGCAAUUCGUGCAUGGAGGGUUUCACCCCAAAUCCAGCACCCUGAGACUAGGCUAAGCGGAAGGAAGGAGGCCAAGGACCAGUGAGUGUCAUAGCCACUAUUUCAAAGCCUUGCUUUAAAAUUGCCUCUUUAUUUAGCACAUGUGGUGAGGAGCCUAGAGUUUCCAACGCGUUAAGUACAAAUCUGUUAUUACAAGAGACUCACAGGCCUGUGACAGGUUUGAAUGAACUUAAAACACCUGAGUUUCCUAAUGUGUUUUCAGCCUGUUAUAAUUCUAGACAAAGAGGAGUAGCAAUUUUAAUACAUAAAAAUAUUAAUUUCACAAUAUUCGACAUAGUUAUAGAUCCAGAGGGCAGAUUCAUAAUCGUUAAACUAUCUGUGCUUAACCAAGAGCUAUGUAUUGCAAGUAUAUAUGGUCCAAAUGUUGAUGACCCCUCAUUCUUCCACGGAUUUUUUAGUACACUCUGCGAACACCUAGAUUGCACAAUUGUUCUUGGGGGCGACCUCAACCUGGGGCUAAGUGAAGAAAUGGGUAGGCUCAAUACAGCAGGAACUCGGCACAAUUGGCAGUCCACAAAUAUAAUCAAACAGUAUAUGAGCGACUUUGGUCUUUGCGAUGCUUGGCGCUCCCUUCACCCCAACAGUAAGGAAUAUACUUUUUUUUCCUUUCUCGCAUGUUGAUCACUCCUACUCCCGUCUGGAUUAUCUCCUAGUCAGCAGCUCACUGCUGAGUGACAUCUCAGACACUGAGAUUCACCCUAUAGCUCUCAGCGAUCAUGCUCCUGUAUCUUUAACACUAAUACACAAGAAGAAUACUACGUCAAGUAAAAACUGGAGAUUUAAUACAUCACUACUCAAAGAUGAAGAGUUUAUCCAUAUACUUUAAAAAAGAAUGGACUCUAUAUUUAGGCUAUAAUGACAUUCCUGGAAUAUCAGCAUCUGUCCUCUGGGAAGCAGGGAAAGCUGUGAUGAGAGGUAAAAUAAUUUCUUUCUCAUCACAUAAGAAGAAA